AUGUGGCUACAUGCCGAGUUUGGCAUCACGGCGACCGUUGAUGGUGGUCGGCGGUCGCAGGCUUCUUCAGUGGGCAUUCAAUAUGUUGAGAUGGUGGAUUCCGCGAGUAAAAACCCAGAUGAGCAAUAUAUCGGCAGCCAAUGCCUCACCGCUUUCCCGGUAACUCGUGAGGCAUCGCGGAGUAUGCACGCUCUCGAUCAAUCGAUGCUGGCCGAAGCCGAGCAUCCCUGCGCGCUGAAGAAGAACGAGAAGAAGAACGAGAAUUCCAUGAAAAACAACGAGAAGAAGAAAAUCUACCGAUGCGAUGCGAACUGCCACGCCGAGAAGGCUGAGAAAAGCAAAAGCCGACCCGGCCCGGAUAUACAAAAGCCGUCCCGGUCCGUACUCUCUAGCAUGUGGCAAGUUAGCGGCAACCGCCAGGUGGAAACCGGGAGGGAGCGGGUAUAUGAUAGCGACGAUCGCUGCGAGAUGCGCGGAGCGUCGGAGCGCCGGAACGCCACCGGCAAAGCAGCAAGCUCGAAGCGCGAAGAUGAUGGAUCCACUCGAGAGAAUACAACCGGCUACAGACGCCGCACUGGGAGCCUGGCACUGGGAGGCGGUUGCCACCAUUCCGAUCACGAGCGAGAGACGACUCUCAGCCGAGAGGCGAGAGGCGAGUCCGGAACACACGCCUCAAUCUUUAAGGUCUCAUCUCAUGCGCAGACCCCCGGGGAACACGGCAGCGACGACAAGACCAACCGAGACCAGACCGGACGAGACGAGACGAGACCAGGCGAGGAGAGACGAGGCGAGGCGAUACGAUUGGAUCUCAUCGUCGCCGCAGGUGCACGUAGAUGA
This is a messenger RNA of Tricharina praecox, 837 nucleotides long. RefSeq lists its product as uncharacterized. The record is from RefSeq and is a predicted model, not a curated record. The transcript is spliced from 12 exons. NCBI's taxonomy places the organism in Eukaryota, Fungi, Ascomycota, Pezizomycetes, Pezizales, Pyronemataceae. The coding region runs from base 1 to 837 and encodes 278 amino acids.